Molecule: messenger RNA, 2860 nt
Organism: Drosophila rhopaloa
Lineage: Eukaryota; Metazoa; Arthropoda; Insecta; Diptera; Drosophilidae
Product: gelsolin
Exons: 8
Coding region: 353-2755 (800 amino acids)
Biological process (GO): actin filament severing; actin polymerization or depolymerization; barbed-end actin filament capping
Cellular component (GO): actin cytoskeleton; cytoplasm
Molecular function (GO): actin filament binding; phosphatidylinositol-4,5-bisphosphate binding
Source: RefSeq, a predicted model, not a curated record
AUAAAAGCAAAGACGAGCUUUGGCUUUCGUUUAGUGUCUGAGACAGAGCUCUACCUGUCGUUCGCAGCGUUGUUUUCCCAAUCGAUCGCACCGGGAUCGUCUGAAAUCGCGCUGAUCGUAUUGACCUACAAUUUACACACUCUCAGCUGGAAUCAGCGAAAACAAUCGUCUCUGUUUGAUCUGGAAACAAACGCGGCGAUAAAAACAAAGGCAAAUACAUAAUAACGUAUAUCCAAACACAUCGGGCGUAUACGAUAUACGCCACUUGUUAUAUUUAUCGCAACAAAAAAACAAAGCUCCCGGGAAUCUCCUCGCCGCAACCGCAGUCGACCCAAGAAAGAGGCAACUCGAAAUGGCAGCGCCAGGCGCCGUCAGCAUGGCAGUCAUCUCCAGCCUGCUUGUGUUGGUAGCACUCUCCUGCAGUCCCUGCUCAGCCGGCACCUUCAACACCCGUCCAGCCUUCCCCGUGCCAACCAGCCAGAUCCAGCCCAGCGGCCAGAACAGCAAGCAGCCCGGCAGACGCAUCAUGAAUCCGGCCUUCGCCAACGCCGGCCGCACUCCCGGCCUGGAGAUCUGGCGCAUCGAGGAUUUCGAGCCCGUCGCCUAUCCGAAAAAUAACUAUGGAAAAUUCUACACUGGAGAUUCGUUCAUUGUUCUCAAUACAAUUGAAAACAAGAAGGACAAAAAACUAUCCUGGGAUGUGCACUUCUGGCUGGGGUCCGAGACCUCUACCGAUGAGGCCGGAGCUGCAGCCAUUCUCACCGUCCAGUUGGAUGACCUGCUGAACGGAGGCCCUGUCCAGCAUCGCGAAGUGCAGGACCAUGAGUCCCAGCUGUUCCUUGGGUACUUUAAGAACGGCAUUCGCUACGAGCAAGGCGGCGUCGGAACGGGCUUCAAGCACGUGGAAACCAAUGCACAGGGGGAAAAGCGACUGUUCCAGGUCAAGGGCAAACGCAACGUGCGCGUCCGCCAGGUGAACCUGUCCGUUUCGUCGAUGAACAAGGGCGACUGCUUCAUUUUGGAUGCCGGCAGCGAUAUUUAUGUCUACGUGGGCUCCCAGGCAAAGCGUGUGGAGAAGCUGAAGGCGAUCAGCGCUGCAAACCAGAUCCGGGAUCAGGAUCACAACGGUCGAGCCCGUGUCCAGAUCAUCGACGACUUCAGCACUGAUUCCGACAAGCAACAGUUCUUCGACGUGCUCGGAUCCGGAUCCGCUGCCCAGGUGCCCGAGGAGUCCACUGCCGACGAGGAUGGCGCGUUCGAGAGGACAGACGCCGCCGCCGUUUCUCUCUACAAGGUCAGCGACGCCAGUGGAAAGCUGAAGGUGGACGAAGUUGCCCAAAAACCACUCACCCAGGCCAUGCUGGACACCCGCGAAUGCUUCAUCCUGGACACCGGCUCCGGCAUUUUCGUGUGGGUCGGAAAGGGCGCCACGCAGAAGGAGAAGACGGACGCCAUGGCCAAGGCGCAGGAGUUCCUGCGCACCAAGAAGUACCCGGCCUGGACCCAAAUCCACCGCAUUGUCGAGGGCGCAGAGUCCGCACCAUUUAAGCAGUACUUUGCCACAUGGCGUGAUGCAGGAAUGGCGCACACCCGCCUCAUUCGAUCGGCCUUGAACAUCGGAUCUGAUGAGUCGCUGGAUCUCGACGAAAUCGACGCUGUGGUGACUCAGCUGAAGAAGAGCGGCGGUCGCGCCUUUGGGUUCAUGCCUGAUCAUGGUCAAAACAGCAUUGAGACCAUUACACAGUUUGUUGCGAAGCCCGGGUCUAACGAGAUCCUGGUCAACACAGUCGCCUUUGAGGAGAACCUUCCCCUUCUGGGUUUCGGCUCAUACCUCCUGACCUACAACUACGAGGCCAACAACGGAGACUCGGGCUCCAUAUCCUAUGUCUGGCACGGAGUAAAGGCCCCCGCCAACGUCAAGGAGCGAGCCUUUCAGGAGGGUCUCACUCUUUCAAAAGAAAAGAGCGGUCUCCUCGUGGUGACCAACCAGGACCACGAGCCGCGGCACUUCUACAAGAUCUUCAAGGGAAAGUUGCUGACAUCCUACACUGCUCUGCCGGUAACGGCGCAGCUUUUCCGCAUCCGCGGCACCGUCGAAAGCGACAUCCAUGCCAGCGAGGUGCCCGCCGAAAGCUUAUCCUUGGCCUCAGGAGAUGCGUUUGCCCUUCUUUCCGGCAAGUCGCACAAGAUCUACAUUUGGAACGGCUUGGGCGCAUCUGCCUUUGAGAAAAAAGCCGCCCUGGAUCGUUUCACGCACUACUGGGAUGACGCCGAGAUUGAAAAUGUGGAGGAAGGUGCGGAGCCAGAGGAGUUCUGGGAGGAGUUGAACGGUGAGGGACAGUACGAUCGCAGCUUGGGUGACCUUGGGGCUCCGCUGUUGGAGCCGCGACUCUUCCACUGCCGUUUGGGCUCGAGAGGACUUGUGAGGAUCGAGGAAGUGGCUAAGUACGAGCAGGAGGAUUUGGACUCGGACGAUGUCAUGCUGCUGGAUGCCGGGGACGAGCUUUACCUCUGGGUUGGUUCGGGUGCUACCGUGAUGGAAAAUCUCAGGAUUCUAGACAUGGCUAAGUUUUACACACAAGUGGAGCCCACUGCUCGCACCAUCGAUACGGUGAGCAUCAUCGGCGUUCCUCAGGGCAAGGAGCCGCAGGUUUUCAAGCGCAUGUUCCCCAGCUGGGAGGACAAUUACUGGCAGAACUUGCCCACCUAUGAGGACCUAAAGCAACAGAUUAUUGAUGCCAACAAUGAAGUCUAGAGCUACAGAUUCUCAGCAAAAUUAACCAAAAAUUUGUUUGUUUUUGCCUUUUUAAAACAUGUAUCUAAUCUAAUUUUAUAAUAAAUCAAACAACUUUACAAAAUA